Messenger RNA from Oldenlandia corymbosa var. corymbosa, 2788 nucleotides. The record is from the annotation of a GenBank genome assembly. Lineage: Eukaryota; Viridiplantae; Streptophyta; Magnoliopsida; Gentianales; Rubiaceae.
AUUUUCGAAUAACCUUAACCGCCCCUUCCUAUUUCCUAAAUUCAAUAUGGAACCCGCUCCACCUUCUUCUCUCCCGCUGCAAAUUCAACACUUGCCGGAAGAAUCUACGGCCGUGCCGGAGACAGACAAAACGGCUGCUCAGCCGCCAUCCGCCCCUUCACCAAUCUCCUUAACAACCGUAGAGGGUACGAAUGCCGCCAAACCCAUCAUCAUGAAGAAAACAAACAAAAAGACGAUAUCUUUGAAACCGCGCCCAAAACCCUCAUCGUCGGAUUCUUCCAGUUCUGCGGCGUCCUUUUCGCAAUACGUAUCUCGGAGAAGAGGGAUUAGGCUUUUUCGGGCUAGUCGGAGUUUGAAAGCUCUUUCCGGGCCGGGGCGGCCCAAACUGGCUAAUGUAGGAGCUCUUGCUUUACCUCUUGGCAUGUCUAUUGCUGCUGUUGUUGCUCAGGUUUUGAAAGGAAAAGACGAAGUAGACAAGACCAUAUCGGCAGAUCACCUAUCUCAGAUUUGUGCUGGAGCAGUGCGGGAGUCUUUAGUCAAUGUUUAUGGAGAUCAGUUUGAUGGUUUUCUGGAGAAUUUUGAGAGAUCAUUCAGGAGUACCUUGAUGACUUUGAAUCUAAUUAACAAAUGUGCAAAAGAUAAUGGAGCAAAGGAGAACCCGGAGAUUGGGAAAUGCUUUUCUGAAGUGUCCACAGCCUCUUCUCCAGACAGAUCAGAACAUUCUGCACGUUGUUCUGAUAAAGAAUGCUGGGCAGACCAGAUUCUUCAAGCAAACACCAUGUUUGGACAACCACGCAAUCGAGAACAGUUGGGCGAGAGCCCACUGUUGGACUAUAGAAAUACCCAGCUUGUUCUGCAUGAUACAGAAAUAGAGCAGCAGAUGUCCUCUGUUUUCCCAAGCAGAAACACAAAGGAAGACAAUUACAAAUCAAUUCUGAGCACCUUGGAAAAAUCUCUCGAAGAGCAAGCUCGAUCCAAUGACCUUAUGAGAUUUAAGAUGGGGCUUACAAUGAAAAAGAUGCAACUCAAGGAACGUCAACUGGCUUUAAGUGAGAAUGCGAACCUUUUGGAAAGAUGGAAACUCUCGUUUGGAUUUUCUAAGGCAUCUUUCAAGGCUGAAAAAUUUAAAACUCAACUGGAAGAAACAAGAUAUGCUGAGCUGCUUAGAAAGUGCAUAGACAGUCUCGUCGCAGGUCUCUUAGUCAUGCUGGCUUGUGUUGGAUAUGGAGCUUUUCUUUACUCUCACAAACGAAUCACCGAAGCGACAGCAUCUUGUAGUACGGAAAAGGUAAGCCAUGUUUGUUCUUUUAUUCGAUUUAAUGGAUUCCCGGUGAUCAUUUGGGAACUUCAGAGUUAUGCCGAGGUUGUCUGCUUGUAUCCUGCCACUCGCGCACAAUCUUAACCCUAAGUGCUUGAUAUUGGUACUUAAUGAAGAGAAUUUAUGGUGAAGAGAAUUUAUGGCAUCCUGUGCAUUUGCAUCAAUCGGAAAAAUUAGCUAUGGCAUAUUCUGGAAUUGGUAUCUGGACGAAUUCAGAUUUAGUUUUGAUUCCUUGAUACUGCUGCUGUUGUUCCUUGGUGCAUUAAUUAUCCACAAGAUAAAGCUUUUGGAUACUGCUGCUGCUGAUAUUGCUGUUGUUCCUUGGUGCAUUUACUCUUGCUUUUGGUUAAUGAUAUGAUAUUCCUGUGUCUGUCCAUUCUUUGUUCAAACAACUGUAUUUUUUCUCAUUAUUUUAGUUUCUCAUAGAUUCACGAGGAAACAAAGUCAUGGUUCUCUGGAUUGAACCCAAUGGCAUCUUUCAACUCUGGACUGAAGAUUUUGACAUGUCAAUUUCAAGUUCUGACACGGAUGCUGGCUGGUGGAUUCAUGGUCCUUGCAAUUGCUUAUCUGCUCCUUCAGCGGUCCGCAACAUCAAAUCAAGCAAUGCCGGUUACCUUCAUAGUAUUACUACUAGCUUUUGCCUGCGGUUUUGCUGGGAAACUGUGCAUUGACACAUUAGGGGGCAGUGGAAACUGUUGGCUUCUGUAUUGGGAGAGUUUAUGCUGCAUACACUUAUUUUCGAACCUCUGGACCUCAAUUUUGUUUAGAAUUCUUCAUGGUCCCCUUUCAGUUUCGGAAGGAAAGAAGAUCGAUCCAUUCGUCCCAUAUUGGAUAAGGAGAUGUCUCUUCUAUGGCACUGUUGGUCUUCUAAUACCCUUGCUUUGUGGUUUUCUGCCUUUUGCAAGCGUUGGGGAAUGGAAAGAUCACUUUGCGUUGCUAAUAUUCAGUGAUCUCCAAUGACAGCAUCGGACUAGUUUUAGAUUAAGAAUUUGCAUCUGGAUCCAGGGCAGGUGAUAUACCUUGUUGGUUUGUAUGUAUUAUAGCCUACAAAAUUUGUGAUUUAUCCCGGUCUGGGUGCUUCGUGUAACCUAGUCUAUGUAUAUUUUCCCUGAUAAUUGCAGGAUGUCAUCGCGUUAAGCUGUCAUAUGUAUUAAGAUAAGAUGGAUGUAAUUGAAGAUGUUAACUAGAUUAGGGUAGGGAGGUUGAAGGGUCUGGGUUUUCAGUUUUCCAGUGAAAUAUGUCAAAAGACAUUUUCAGUUUAUUCACACAGCUGCUGCCUGGUUGCCAUAAAGGAGUAGUGUUGGUGUUACCUUCUGGGAUAAGGCUUUAUGUAAGCUUUUUUUUGUUUUUUUUUUUUUGAAGUGGUAUGUAAACUUCAAUAGUGUAACAUUAUUUAUUUUGAUGCUCAAUGUAUUACAAGAUCUCAUGAAUCAUAGAGUAUUUGUUAAAUGUGCCUUGAUGAAAAUAUAG